AUGCUGAUCUUGGUCUACUGGUUUGGGUGGAUCAUGUGGCUCUCCCAUUUGCUCCAGCCCUGUGAUGUUCCCUUGGAGUCAUGGCUGGGAGUCUACCUGUGCUAUCUGACCUUCAUGUACAUGUGCAGACCAGUCCUUUUUCAGGUCUCUGAGGAACGACCGUGGAAGAGUACGUUGGAACGGCUGAACCCCGUUGUUGCUGUGCUGUGGCUACUCUAUGGCCGCAGCCUCUUGCUGAAGUCAAAGACGCCUGGAACCCGAGAUCCCGGGUGUGCCGAGACCAGCCCCUCGAUGGUGGUCUUCCUUCGCUGGUUCUCGGUUUUAGCACUACUUCUGCAUGGCCUGCAUUGUGCAUUGCUCUGCGCCAACAGUUUAGGCGUCCGGCUGUUGUUGCUGCUGGCACGUCACGGCUGGUUGCCCUUCGUGGCCGAACGAGGUGGUCGACUGUUCUCAGGGGCGCCUGAGGCUGUUGAGGCCAUGGAAAUCCUGGAGUAUGAUCCCAAAGUCUUUGCGGAUCCGACUGACCCACUGGACUCAAGGCCACAAGAUGAGUGCUGCAUCUGCCUGGAGUCCUACAGCGGAGAACCUUCCAAGAUGAUCCGAAAAACGCCCUGCGGACAUUUGAUGCACCAUGAGUGCCUUAAGACCUGGCUGGAAGCCUCCAGGACCUGUCCUUUCUGUCGUCGGAACCUGGCGGAGCGCCACGAGCGAAACGGCGGCCACAGCCACGGCGAUGCCCAUGCGGCGUAG
Cladocopium goreaui is the source of this 750-nucleotide messenger RNA. Lineage: Eukaryota; Dinophyceae; Suessiales; Symbiodiniaceae. The record is from the annotation of a GenBank genome assembly.